AUGACUACUACCUCAGGCGUAGUGCCACACCGACCAGAAAUCGUGCAUGCUGGGGUGUCAGGCGAUGGAGAGAUAUCAGUGGAAGUCAGUCUUGUGACCGCUGACGGCGAUGUGCCUGUAGAACUGUUGGAAUGCGACGCCGAUGGGCUCGUCGCCAGCCUCUCUUCGCCCAGCGCUUCGGCGGUGAAUUCCGUGGUGUUCACCGAGCUCGCCGUGGGCAGCACCAUCGGCAACAUCCGGUGCACCGCCAGCAACGCCGCGGGCACGUCCGAGCCGAGCAUGGCCUGGCCCACCGCCCUGACGGUGGUGGGCCUCCCCGGCCUGGAGUUCGCGUGCCUGAGGCCCAGCUCCGCGCAGGUCGAGCUGGGCAUCGAGCUGCCGACCGGCGCGGGCUACGACGAGGUGGUCAACCUGAGCUGCGGCCCCGCCUCCGGCGGCGCCCAGGCCCCAGCGCAGGCCACAGGCGGGGGCGCCUGGCACGCGACGGUGGGCGGCUGCCUGCCCAACCUGCAGGCCUUCCAGGUGUCCUGCGAGCUGCAGACCCGGCACGGGCUGCGGGCGAGCGCGGCCCGGGAGGUGACCUGCGGCCUGCCCGUGCUCUGCACCUACGCGCUGGAGGGCGGGCCGGGGCCUGCGGGGCCCGCUGCGGAGGAGAGCCUGCGGCAGCUGGUGGCCGCGGAGCUGCGGACGCCCCCGCUCUACGUCCGCACCAGCCUGGCGCCGCUCGGCGAGCCCUUCCGCAGCUGCGCCGGCAGCAGCACCGCGACCGGCGGCCUCAGGAGGCUGAGUGAGUUUGCGGCCGCCGGAGCCCAGCUUCUCGUGGAGGUGCUGGUCGAGGACGAGUCGGACUCCAACAUUCCGGCGCUCCUCGACGGCCUCCGCAGGCUCGCAGCCGACGGCGUGCUGGCAUCGAACACGUCCGCGACCGUCAGCAUCAUCAAUGGGCCGCUGGUUUCGCACCCGCUCUUCUUCGACUCUUCCCUGGAGUCGCUCGCCGUGGAUCCGGGCAUUCUGUCCCCCGAGUUCGACCCGACUAUCUUGCGCUACUCCGCCAACGCGACGGAUCGCAGGUACAGGAUCACGGCGAAGGCCAGUAGCAUCUUGUCCUCCUGGGCCUUUGUGGGCGGCCACGAGGAGAACACGAUCACCGCAGUGGCGCCGGCCUCGCAACUGAUCACCGUGACUGUGACGGCUGGGGACUUCUCGACGACCUCCUACGAGGUGGAGGUAUUCUUCCAGCCCCUCGGCUGCGAUGGCCACUGUGGCCGCGGCACUUGCGACCAGCUGACCGGCAGCUGCAGCUGCUUGGAGGGCUGGUACGGCGCGAGCUGCGCCAGUUAUUGCCCCGGGGUGCCCGCCUGCAGCGGCCGCGGCGCGUGCAGCCAUGACACCGGGCGCUGCGAGUGCGACAGCACGUACGGCGGAGACGCCUGCACCACGCGGGUGUGCCCGGCGUGCCUCAACAACGGCGUGUGCCUCGAGGGCCUGCAGGCGCCCGAUGCCGACUGGGGGUGCGGCUGCCCCGAGGCGCACGCGGGGGAGCUCUGCGAGCGGUGGAGGUGCCCCUCGGACUGCUCCGGCGCCGGGGACUGCGAUGGCGGCAGCGGGCUCUGCUCGUGCUACCCUGGCUACAGCGGGGCGGACUGCGGCGUCAAGGAUGAGACCCUGUACCCCAUUCAGUUCUGUCUCGACGUCACGCUGGUGUGGGGCAUCCGGGGGUACCGCCAGGGCGGCGGUGACCUGCUUCCCGAGCACGACCCGCUGUUCACGCUGGACGCGGCAACGCAGCAGUGGCUCCUGGACACGUGCGCGGCCGCGCGCGCCGACGGCGCGCUGCGCGUGCGGGGCGAGGUGCAGUGCUUCAUGGAGGCGCUCAGGUCCUGGCGGUACCAGAGCGACGCGUCCUUCCAGCAGGGCGACCUCGUCUGGGCCGACCUGGGAGGUGUUGGCAUCUCCGCCUUGCUGCCCGACUCCGUGGCGCUGCCCGCGGCCGGUGGUCCCGUCACUGAAGAGCAGGUCGCCCUGCUCGCGUCUGAGACAGGCCUCGAUGUCGAUGCGCUGAUUUCGAUGGGUCUCGUCGUGCCCGUCGCGGGCGCCAGCUUCACGGCGGCAUUCCCUAUUCCGCAGACGUUGGUCUCGGAGAAGAUCGAGGAAUUCUUCAACGUGGGCCGCCUGAGAAAAUUGUACGCUGCAGACGUUGGCACAGUUGGACUCGGUUACUUGGGAAGCGUAACCUACGUAAGGCAGAGGUUGGCCAUCAACGUUCCUUCUGAUGCCAAUUUGCAGGAGCUCGAGGAGGAGUACCAGAAGUGGGUUUCGUUUGUGGAGGCCAGGAACAUGGCGGCUCCGCUGGGCGGGAAGAUGAUCAUUGUCUCCCCGUGGAUCAUUCGUCUGCUGGCAGAGCUGGACGUAGUGUCUUCCACGCUUCGGACGAUUUCUAUGUCCGUGUGCGGUUGUUUUGUUAUCGUGGCGAUAUUCACCAGGGAUUGGCUGCUCUCGCUCUACACCGUGCUGACGACCGUGAUGUCAAUCUUGUCGCUGCUGUUUUUCAUUGUGUGCGUCUUCAGAUGGGAGUUCGGGGCAAUCCAGGUCAUCGGCUUUACGACCUUCAUCGGGCUGGCUGUGGACUACACAGUGCACACGGUCCACGCUUACCAGAUGUCUGACAAGCCCGACAGACGGAGUCGAGUGACAGAUGUUCUCAAGCACGCUGGAAUUGCGAUAGUUGGCGGAGCGCUUACAACAGGUGGAGCCACCGUGUUCCUGCUCCCGUGUUUGAUUCUACCAUUCUUCCAGCUCGGCGUCAUGCUCAUCCUCAAUACGACCAUCACCGUGUGCUUGACGUUUUUCUUUCUGAUGCCCGCGCUGAUGAUAUGUGGCCCCAUGGGGCAGUGUGGACGAACACUGCGUGUGCUGUUCUGCAUGGGGAAGCCCCGCCCACCUCCUUCUGCAGACGAGGGUGCCUUCGAACCUGCAGACGAGAAUGCCUCCGAAGGAAAUGACGAAGGAAACGAUGCUGAGAGAGCUCCUCCGACGUGGGCCCAUAACGCCGCUCCGACAAACACCUCCCUCUAG
Molecule: messenger RNA, 3075 nt
Organism: Prorocentrum cordatum
Lineage: Eukaryota; Dinophyceae; Prorocentrales; Prorocentraceae
Source: the annotation of a GenBank genome assembly